AGAGGAAUCACCAUGAAGUGCUUGAUCGUCUUAAUGGCUUGUCUCAUCCUCUCAGAGGCAGCCAUCAAGGUUCCGCUGAUUAAGGGCAAGUCCAUCAGAGAACGUUUGAGGGAGAAGGGAAUUAAUUUGCCCUACACUGAUCCAGCCCUUAAGUACCAGUCUCCAGAGGUCCUGGCUACUUCCACCAUAACCCCUAUGACAAACUAUGCUGAUACAUACUACUACGGCGUUAUCAGUGUUGGCACACCACCCCAGUCCUUCCAAGUGCUCUUUGACACAGGCUCUUCCAAUUUUUGGGUUGACUCUGUCUACUGCAGCACACAGGCAUGCACUUCACACCCCCAGUUCAAUCCUCAGCAUUCCUCCACCUACCAGAACACCUCCCAAACCUUCUACCUGGGCUAUGGAUUUGGAUCUAUAAGUGGGAUUUUUGGUUAUGACACGGUCACUCUGUCUGGCAUCCAAAUCCCCAACCAGGUGAUUGGUCUAAGCACCAAUGAGCCAAGCCAAACCUUUUUGAUGGCCCCUUUUGAUGGAAUACUUGGUCUGGCCUACCGAUCUAUUUCUAUCGUCAAUGCCAUGCCCCUCAUGGACAACAUGAUGCAGCAGGGUCUUCUUCAACAAAACCUCUUCGGAUUCUAUCUAAGCCCCUAUGGACAGUCCGGCAGUGAGGUUUCUUUCGGUGCUGUGGACACCAACAUGUAUCAGGGUCAGAUAAACUGGACACCUGUGACUGCUGAGACCUAUUGGCAGAUCGGCAUUCAGGAGUUCCAGAUUUCAGGACAGCAGACUGGCUGGUGCUCUCAGUAUGGUGGCUGCCAGGCCAUUGUGGACACCGGCACCCCCAGCCUUACUGCUCCUAGCUCUGUCAUGUCCUCACUGAUGCAGUAUAUUGGGGCACAGCAGAAUAGUUAUGGCGAGUAUGCUGUGGACUGUAGCCAGGUUGGCAAGCUCCCUACUCUGACCUUCACCAUCAGUGGAUCAACUUUCCCACUGGCUCCUUCUGCCUAUAUCCAAGAGCGUCAAAGUGGCUACUGCAUCGUUGACAUUUACCCCACCUAUCUACCUGCUCAAAACAACCAGCCGCUCUGGAUCUUUGGUGAUGUCUUCCUUAGGGUCUACUAUUCUGUGUAUGAUCGUGAAAACAACCAGGUGGGUUUUGCCCAGGCUGUCUGAACAACAUCAUCAUGACUCUACAGAAGAAAAAGAAUCCACAGUUUCCUUAGCAUCAGUACAUGCAUUUAUCAUAUUAAAUUUUAUUACAAUGAUUUUAAACUAUUCAGCUAUCAAUUAAAGUCAA
This is a messenger RNA of Silurus meridionalis, 1300 nucleotides long. Its product is annotated as gastricsin-like. Gene Ontology annotation, molecular function: aspartic-type endopeptidase activity. The transcript is spliced from 9 exons. The coding region runs from base 13 to 1176 and encodes 387 amino acids. Gene Ontology annotation, biological process: proteolysis. The record is from RefSeq and is a predicted model, not a curated record. Lineage: Eukaryota; Metazoa; Chordata; Actinopteri; Siluriformes; Siluridae.